Messenger RNA from Rhodamnia argentea, 1653 nucleotides. RefSeq names its product glycerol-3-phosphate dehydrogenase [NAD(+)] 2, chloroplastic. Gene Ontology annotation, cellular component: glycerol-3-phosphate dehydrogenase (FAD) complex; cytosol. Lineage: Eukaryota; Viridiplantae; Streptophyta; Magnoliopsida; Myrtales; Myrtaceae. The record is from RefSeq and is a predicted model, not a curated record. The transcript has 9 exons. Gene Ontology annotation, molecular function: glycerol-3-phosphate dehydrogenase [NAD(P)+] activity; NAD binding. Gene Ontology annotation, biological process: glycerol-3-phosphate catabolic process; carbohydrate metabolic process. The coding region runs from base 12 to 1373 and encodes 453 amino acids.
CCACUUAAUGAAUGGCGGCGUUACUGGAGCCUGCCCUCUUCAACGGCUUCUGCGCAACCUCCAACCCGUCUCCAUCCUUCAACGUCCGCCGCACGCCCCUGAAAUGGCACUCGAGACCCAUCGUCAUUCUCCAACCUCACCCUCCCCCUAAUCCCAUCUCCACCUCCUGCUGUUGCUCUCCCGAGAGCAGCACUUCGCCGCCACCGAUACCAGCGGAAGACGGCGGUCCUCAACCCUCAGCCUCUGAAACUAAUGCUCCAGCCGACCGCGCGAGAGAUAGGAGAAAAGCGGUCCGAGUCGCGUGGGAGAAGCUGGUCCGGUGGUCCAGGUCCUGGCGGUCCAAGGCCAAGACCGAUGUUCUUGAACGUACAAACAAGGUCGUGGUGCUUGGAGGUGGGUCCUUUGGUACUGCAAUGGCUGCCCACAUUGCGAGCAGAAAGGCUCAAAUGGAAGUUCAUAUGCUUGUAAGGGACCCGGUUGUUUGUCGAUCUAUCAAUGACAAUCACUGUAAUCACAAGUAUUUUCCAGAUCACGAGCUCCCAAAAAAUGUAGUUGCUACAACUGAUGCACAAACGGCUUUGCUUAAGGCGGACUAUUGUCUUCAUGCCGUACCUGUGCAGUUCAGCUCAGCCUUCCUUGAGGGUAUUGCAAGUUAUGUUGAUCCAGCCUUGCCCUUUAUAUCCCUGAGCAAAGGGUUGGAACUCAAUACAUUGAGGAUGAUGUCUCAAAUUAUUCCUCGAGCAUUGAGAAAUCCCCGACAACCAUUCAUAGCACUGUCGGGACCUUCUUUUGCUCUGGAACUGAUGAAUAAAUUACCAACAGCAAUGGUGGUGGCUACUAAGGACAAAAAACUAGCAAAUGCGGCUCAGCAGCUCCUUGCUUCUAGUUACCUAAGAAUUAAUACGUCAAGUGAUGUUACAGGGGUGGAAAUCGCAGGUGCUUUGAAGAAUGUUCUAGCAAUAGCAGCAGGAAUUGUGGACGGGAUGCAUCUCGGUAAUAAUUCAAUGGCAGCUCUAGUUGCCCAAGGUUGUUCUGAGAUAAGAUGGUUGGCGACAAAGAUGGGUGCAAAACCAACCACCAUUACUGGUCUUUCGGGAACUGGGGAUAUAAUGCUGACAUGCUUUGUAAAUCUCUCAAGAAAUAGAACGGUUGGAGUGCGUCUAGGAUCGGGUGAGAAGCUUGAGGAUAUACUUGGCUCUAUGAAUCAGGUGGCUGAAGGUGUCUCAACAGCCGGAGCCGUGAUUGCCUUGGCCCAGAAAUACAAUGUUAAAAUGCCUGUUUUGACAGCAGUUGCUCGUAUUAUUGACAACGAGCUGACCCCAAAGAAAGCUGUAUACGAGCUUAUGAAUCUUCCGCAGGUCGAAGAAGUAUAAAGGUGUCCGCACUCUCAAGUUUAUGAAAUGGCUCGGGAAGAUACAGAACCUUGCUUGCUCCUCGAAACUUUUCGCAUAGGAUUCUUUUUUUGCCAAUUUGUCGGUAUAGGAUGUCACCACAUACUCAAUUCUUUUUGCUUCUGAAUUCUGAUAGGUAAAUUCUUUUGCUAAUUGUGCAUCGCAUGACACAAUUUUUUGGGCUAAAUACAAAUGUAUCGGAGGACAAAUGCUGACAAUACAGCAAUAUUUUUACCUUUCAGCUACGCUUGAAUUUCUAUGA